GAGACUUGUGAGGAAGCACAGAACUUAUUGUCAUUCAGAUUUCUGCAGGUCAAUUAUUAACCAGUUUGGAAUGAGACUUGUGUUAAAGCUCCGCCCCGAGUCACCUGAGACACACCAGGUAACAGGCUGUUAUUCUGCCUCACUGAGACGAAGAGACACACACACACACACACUCUGAGAGACGGACGAUAAGAUUCAGCUUCGGACUAAAACCUCCACUUUGACUGAAAGAGGACGACUUCAGGAGAUUACUGGGAAUACUGGAACAGCUCCACUUCACCAGCUGCUGAAUCCACAAACUGAACGACAGUUUUACAGGAAAGUAAAGAAACUUUGAGAGAACAGGGAGUGGCUGAGCUGUUUGUCUGCUGUGUUUUCAGCUUCACUCAGAGACUAAAUGGCUUCCAGAUUAGAGGACGAUCUCUGCUGUUCUGUCUGCCACGACAUCUUUAAAGAUCCUGUCGUCCUGUCAUGCAGCCACAGCUUCUGUAAAGACUGUCUGCAGAGCUGGUGGACGGGGAAACCAACCAGAGAGUGUCCAGUUUGUAAGAGAAGAUCUUCAAAGGAUUAUCCACCUUGUAACCUGGCGUUAAAGAAGCUGUGUGAGAGUUUCUUACAGGAGAGAGAUCAGAGAGCUUCAGAGCCUCUCUGCAGUCUGCACUCUGAGAAACUCAAACUCUUCUGUCUGGACCAUCAGCAGCCAGUGUGUCUCGUCUGCAUAGACUCAGAAGAACAUACCAACCACACAUUCAGAUCCAUUGUUGAAGUUGCACAACAACACAAGAAAAAACUUCAGGAAGCUCUGGAGCCUUUAAAGAAGAAGUUAAAGGUUUUUAAAGAAGUUAAAGUGAAGUUUGAUCAAACAGCAGAACACAUUCAGGUCCAGGCCCGACGCACAGAGACGCAGAUUAAGGAGCAGUUUAAGAGGCUUCACCAGUUUCUAGAAGAGGAAGAGGAGGCCAGGAUGGCUGCACUGAGGGAGGAAGAGGAGCAGAAGAGUCAGAUGAUGAAGGAGAAGAUGGAGGCUCUGAGCAGAGAGAUAGCAGCUCUUUCAGACACAGUCAGAGCCACAGAGGACCAGCUGAGAGCUGAACACGUCUCAUUCCUGCACAACUACAAGGCUGCAGGGAAAAGAGUCCAGCAGCGCCCCCUGCUGGAGGAUCCACAGCUGCCCUCAGGAGCUCUGAUAGACCAGGCCAAACACCUGGGCAACCUGGCCUUCAACAUCUGGAACAAGAUGAAGGACAUGGUCUCCUACAGGCCUGUUGUUCUGGACCCAAACACUGCUCAUCCAGACAUCAUCCUGUCUGAAGAUCUGACCAGUGUGAGAGCAGGAGGAGAGAAACAGCAGCUUCCUGAUAAUCCAGAGAGGAUUGAUGGUUACUAUUGCUCUGUUCUGGGCUCUGAGGGCUAUAAGUCAGGGACUCACAGCUGGGAGGUCGACGUUGGAGACAGUGCAGACUGGAAACUGGGUGUGUCAGCAGAGUCUGUCCCGAGGAGAGGAUACAUACUUUCUGGAUUAUGGAGAAUACAGUUCUGUGGAGGUGCUUUAGCCAGAACGCUCUCCCCAUCAGAUCCAGAAAAUGUUUUCAGAGUGCAGACGAAGCUCCAGAGGAUCAGAGUGAAUCUGGACUGGAACAGAGGAACGCUGUCAUUCUCUGAUCCUGAUGCUAACCGACACAUACACACCUUCACACACACUUUCACUGAGAGACUGUUUCCAUAUUUUGACACUGACGAUGACUUCCCACUGCAGGUUUUACCAGUGAAGGUCUCUGUGGCUGCAGGACAACAGAAAUAGACGAUCAGCUUCGUUCUGUUCAAGACGUCCUGAAGUCUUUGAGGAACAUGUGACUACGUUGUCCUGAUGAUGUUUUUUUCUCCGUCAGUGUGAGGAAAUGAUGUCAUGAUGAUGUCAUGAUGAUGUAACAUCAGAUCAAAGAGCUGUCAAUCACUCUGUGACUGGCAGGCGUCUCUGUGGUUUCCUGUUUGAUUAUUGAACAAAUCUUUAAAGUGAAUUCUCUGUAAAACUUCAUUCUCAGUUUUUUAAAUUUCUUUUAUUGGUGUUUGAGGGUUUUAUGUAAAAAAAAUACUGUCAAAUAAUUGUAAACAACAAUAAGUUAUUUUACAGAUAAUGUAAUUAAUAAUACAGAAAAUAAACAGUUAAUGUCAGGAUUUAAAAUACAUAUAUCUGUAGAAUAACGAAAGUGUUUUUACUUUGAUUCGACGUGUUCGAGUGUUUGACAAACCUUUUACUGCUUUUUUAUUUCCUUUUACAUUUUUUUAAGUUAAACUUAGAGUUUACUAUAAGAAAACAAAAUGUUUCCUUAAUCUUACAUUGAGCAAUAUGUGUAUAUUUUUUUGUAAUUUUUACAUAGAAUUAACUGUCAUUUAAAAUUCAAGACCAUUAAGCAAUUUGAUCAUACUGUAAAAAAAGAAAAUCUGUCCCAUUGUUUUAAUUAACAGAUUUCAACUACCAUGUUAUGGUUAAUAUGUGUAAAUAAAGUAAUUA
Messenger RNA from Centropristis striata (black sea bass), 2512 nucleotides. RefSeq names its product E3 ubiquitin-protein ligase TRIM39-like. Gene Ontology annotation, molecular function: protein binding; zinc ion binding. The record is from RefSeq and is a predicted model, not a curated record. Bases 398 to 1801 code for a protein of 467 amino acids. The transcript has a single exon. Lineage: Eukaryota; Metazoa; Chordata; Actinopteri; Perciformes; Serranidae.